Messenger RNA from Drosophila erecta, 3166 nucleotides. It is a transcript of the gene Chd3, whose product is annotated as chromodomain-helicase-DNA-binding protein 3. Bases 293 to 2902 code for a protein of 869 amino acids. Lineage: Eukaryota; Metazoa; Arthropoda; Insecta; Diptera; Drosophilidae. The record is from RefSeq and is a predicted model, not a curated record. The transcript has a single exon. Gene Ontology annotation, molecular function: histone binding; chromatin binding; ATP binding. Gene Ontology annotation, cellular component: nucleus; chromatin. Gene Ontology annotation, biological process: negative regulation of transcription by RNA polymerase II; chromatin remodeling.
AGCUCCUAGUGUAAACGGCGCCUCACACCUAUCCAGUUCGGAAUCCCAGUGUGAACGGGUCUUUGUUGUUUGGGAUUAUAAAUGGUACUACCGCUCACUUCUGGCGCGCAUUUCAUGGUAAAGUAUGUUUUAAAGAAUGAGAGGUGUUGUCGCGUAGAAUGCCAUAGAAACGGUAUAAUUUUCUUGCAUUUCUGAAGUAGUAAUUGCGAAAACUAAACUCAAUUAGUUGGCUCACCAUCACUGGGGAAGAUCUGGGACGAAUUCCAAAGACAAGCGGCCGAAAGUCAAGGCCAUGAAGCGGAAAUUCCGCGAAGAAGAAUACUGCAGGGUUUGUAGGGAUGGAGGAGAUCUGCUGUGCUGCGAUUCCUGUCCUUCAGUUUACCACAGAACCUGCCUGACUCCUCCUCUCAAAUCGAUUCCAAAAGGCGAUUGGAUCUGCCCGCGCUGCAUUCCCUUGCCCGGAAAAGCUGAGAAGAUAUUGUCAUGGCGCUGGACCCUCGGCCGACGCUCCACUUCCCGCUCAUCUCAAGGUGCAGUCCGCGAGUACUUCAUCAAGUGGUAUGAUAAGUCCUACUGGCACUGCGAAUGGAUUCCUGAAGGGCAGAUGCUCGUGCACCACGCCACGAUAGUUGCCAACUUCCAGAGGAAGAACGACAUGGAAGAGCCGCCAAGUCUCGAGGAGCCGUUCGACGAUAAGGAGCGCGAUCUGCACGAGCGCUUCUACAGAUACGGCAUUAAGCCGGGAUGGCUCCUUGUCCAGCGGGUGAUCAAUCAUAGAAAGGAGCCCAAUGGUCGCACUACUUACUUGGUGAAAUGGCGGGAGUUGACCUAUACCGAUAGUAGCUGGGAGAUAGAAAACGACGCCAUCCCGGGUCUUAAACAGGCCAUCGCUCACUACGAGAAACUGCGGUCCGGCAAGAAGGGACGCCCAAAAAAUAGGCCUGGACCCACCACGGACCUGAAUAAGAAGUACGAGGAUCAGCCAGUAUUCUUAAAGGGAGCUGACCUAAAACUGCAUCCCUUUCAGAUGGAGGGCAUCAGCUGGCUUCGCUACAGUUGGGGUCAGAGCAUCCGCACCAUACUGGCCGACGAGAUGGGUCUGGGCAAGACCAUUCAGACAGUGGUUUUCCUUUACUCACUGUUUAAGGAGGGCCACUGUCGGGGACCCUUUCUCAUAUGCGUGCCGCUUUCCACACUGACCAACUGGGAGCGAGAGCUUGAACUCUGGGCUCCAGAAUUUUACUGUAUCACCUAUGGCGGGAGCAAAACUUCUAGAGCGGUAAUCCGGAACAACGAGCUGAGCUUCGAUGAGAUAACCACCAAAACCAUGCGGGAAAACCGAGCCCAGUACAAAUUUAACGUAAUGCUGACCAGCUACGAGUUUAUCUAUAUUGACGCCCCUCUUCUCGGGAUCAUCGAUUGGGCGGUGCUAGUAGUGGACGAGGCACAUCGGUUAAAGAGCAACCAUAGCAAGUUUUUUAGGACGCUGAGCAAGUACCGCAUCGCCUACAAGCUGCUGCUGACCGGCACUCCGCUUCAGAACAAUCUCGAAGAGCUGUUUCAUCUGCUCAAUUUCCUGAGUUCUGACAAGUUUAAUGACCUGCAUACCUUCCAGGCCGAGUUCGCCGACGUUUCGAAGGAGGAGCAAGUGAAACGACUGCAUGAGAUCUUGGGACCGCAUAUGCUCCGUCGCCUCAAGGCGGAUGUCCUUAAGAACAUGCCCUCGAAGUCUGAGUUUAUUGUACGCGUGGAGCUCUCGUCCAUGCAAAAGAAAUUCUACAAGUUUAUCCUCACCAAGAACUUCAAGGCCCUAAAACAGAAAGGCGGCGGUGGCGUGUGUUCGCUGCUUAACAUCAUGAUGGAACUGAGGAAGUGCUGCAACCAUCCGUACCUGUUCCCCUCCGCCGCCGAGGAUGCUAGCAUAUCGCCCAGUGGUCUUUACGAGAUUAAUUCGCUGAUCAAAGCUUCUGGCAAGUUGGAAUUGCUGUCAAAGAUGCUAAAACAGUUGAAGGCGGACAACCACAGGGUCCUUAUAUUCUCCCAGAUGACCAAGAUGCUCAAUAUUCUCGAGAACUUUCUCGAAGAGGAGGGGUACCAGUACGAGCGCAUCGACGGUCUAAUCAAGGGCGAUUUACGUCAGAGAGCCAUUGAUAGAUUCAAUGCGCCCAAAGCGGAACAGUUUGUGUUUCUGCUGAGCACUCGCGCAGGAGGGCUUGGUAUCAAUUUGGCCACAGCCGAUACGGUCAUUAUUUUCGACUCCGACUGGAAUCCACACAACGACGUUCAGGCCUUCUCACGAGCCCAUCGCAUGGGUCAGACAAAAAAGGUGAUGAUCUACCGAUUUGUGACCCACAACUCGGUCGAGGAGCGCAUGAUGCAGGUUGCCAAGCACAAGAUGAUGCUCACUCAUCUUGUGGUGCGCCCGGGAAUGGGUGGCAAGGAAGUAAAUUUCACAAAGGACGAGCUCGCUGACAUCCUUCGCUUUGGCACCGAGGAUCUUUUUAAAGACGGCAAGAGGGAGGCUAUUCACUACGACGACAAGGCGGUGGCCGAUCUGCUUGACCGUACCAAUCGAGGCAUUGAAGAGAAGGAGUCUUUGGCCAACGAGUAUCUUUCGUCCUUCAAGGUCGCGUCUUACGCCACUAAGGAAGAACACGAUGAGCAGGAUAACUACAAUGAGGAUACGGAGAACACUGACCCAGCCUACUGGGAAAACCUGUUGGGCCAAAGUCGGCCGGAGCUACCAAAGAAGCAAAAGAAUAAGUCGCAGCAGUCCCAGGAGGUCGUUGAGAGCAGCAUGGGAAAAGGCAAGAGAAUCCGAAAAGGAGUCGACUAUUCCAAUCAAGCCAUUAAUGCGGUCGACCACGAUCCACCAUGGACUGCAUAUCCCCAAAAGAAUUAGAAACAAGUCGAAAUGUUAUUAAGUUUAUUUUCCAAGCUUGCGCAAGCGCAGCUAUCUUAAAUGUGUUGCUAUUAAAUGUUAUAAUUUGCUAUUAAAAAAUGUAUAAUCAUCGAUCUAAAAAUGCAUCGAAUAGACUAGCAAUACGUUUUUGAUUCGCUCAGUAAAUAUUCCUAUUACCAUUUAUAAUAACUCAAGUGUUUAAUUAUGUUGUUCAAAAUAUGUUAAGUGAAAACGAAGAAACAAAUAAAGAUGACCCCGAUAGCA